This is a messenger RNA of Cherax quadricarinatus, 3800 nucleotides long. Lineage: Eukaryota; Metazoa; Arthropoda; Malacostraca; Decapoda; Parastacidae. The record is from RefSeq and is a predicted model, not a curated record.
CCAAACAACAACAAUAAUAAGACGACGACUUGAUUGUGUACAGUGUGUAUACCAUCUGUUGCUGCUGUACCAUCUGAUGCUGUGCCACCAGCUGGUACAUCACCGGCUUUUACUGUACCACCUGCACCCACCCCACCUGCUGCACCACCUGGAGUUUACCUGGAGAGAGUUCCGGGGUCAACGCCCCCGCGGCCCGGUCUGUGACCAGGCCUUCUGGUGGAUCAGAGCCUGAUCAACCAGGCUGUUACUGCUGGCUGCAUGCAAUCCAACGUACGAGCCACAGCCCGGCUGGUCAACAACCAAUAAAAAAUACACAUUAAUUGAGGUCAACCUGAUAGCAGAAGUUGGUACUUGUAGUACCACUACUUCUGGUCAUCCUGGUAGCAGAGGUUGGUACUUGUAGUACCACUGCUUCUGGUCAUCCUGGUAGCAGAGGUUGGUACUUGCAGUGCCAAUACUUCUGGUCAUCAUGAUAGCUGAGGUUGGUACUUGUAGUGCCAUUACUUCUGGUCAUCCUGGUAGCAGAGGUUGGUACUUGUAGUACCACUACUUCUGGUCAUCCUGGUAGCAGAGGUUGGAACUUGUAGUACCAAUACUUCUGGUCAUCCUAGUAGCAGAGGUUGGUACUUGUAGUACCAAUACUUCUCGUCAUCCUGGUAGCAGAGGUUGGAACUUGUAGUACCAAUACUUCUCGUCAUCCUGGUAGCAGAGGUUGGAACUUGUAGUACCAAUACUUCUGGUCAUCCUAGUAGCAGAGGUUGGUACUUGUAGUACCAAUACUUCUCGUCAUCCUGGUAGCAGAGGAGUUACAGUUUUAGUGUCAAUUUUUGUCAUGAUAAGGCUCCUGUUAUUGUCAAAUACUGAAAUAUAUAGUGACAACACUAUUUUUGUACAGUGUUAGAAAUAUAUAGUGACAACACUGUAUUACUACAGUGUUAGUAAUAUAACAGUGUUAGAAAUAUAACAUUUACACUGAAAACAUAAAUAUUAAAUGUUACCUUAGCAUACAACUGUUAAACAUCAACUUAACAUCCUAAUGUUUUGACACUCAUCAUUUUGUUCUGCUCAACAUUAUCUCUUGAUUUUAUUAUGAAAAUUUUCAUAUUUUUUGUUACUAAACUGUUGUGAAAAUUUUAGCAAGAAACAUUGAAAUUCAUGAACAGUGCUAGAGAAGCCUACAAGGUAAGUAGUUAUUGGCUUGUGAACUGCUUGUCUGAUCCAAGGAGUUGGAGAUAUCCUCCAAUUAUUGCAAACAUCUUCCCCAUUCUUCAAGCAGUAUUUAAACCUUACUGGUUUAGUGCUUGACCAUGUUUAUAAUAAUAGUGUAUUAGAGAAACAUUCUUUUUAGUAUAUUGAAGUGCAUCUGGUUAAGCACUUUAUAAUUAAUUUAUAAGAUUAGUAACUGUUUUACUGCAUAUUACAUAGAUCUACAUUAUUGACCCCCAUGUAACUUGUGUAGAUCUAUGUUAUUGACCCCUAUGUAACCUGUGUAGAUCUAUGUUAUUGACCCCCAUGUAGCCUGUGUAGAUCUAUGUGAUUGACCCCCAUAUAACCUGUGUAGAUCUAUGUUAUUGACCCCCAUGUAACCUGUGUAGAUCUAUGUUAUUGACCCCCAUGUAACCUGUGUAGAUCUUUGUUACUGACAACAAUGUCACUCAUGUAGUGCUAUGUUUUAAGCACAGCAUCCUCACAUAUGUUGUUAGUAGUAAAUUUUGUUCUAGUCAUAUAAGAGUGGGUCUGUGCAGUGAGUGUGUGCACCAUAAAAUAAAUCCUACCCCAUGCAGUGCAUGAGAAAUGAAAACCUUUGACUUUGUGUUUGGUUUAAAAUAGUGACUGUGAUGUGUUUUCUAGGAUGCUUUUUUUAUGGCUGUUUCUUUGUAUCAGUUGAUAAAAUAGACAUCAUACUCGGUGGUGGCUUGUAGCGCCUGUAAUAACUAUACUAUUGUACUGCAUCAGACUUCUGUUUUUAAUCAUUUUUAUCUCAUUUCAACAAAAAAAUAAAAAAUCGCUCAUAAAUAUAUUGAAAAUAACACACAACAGAUUUUUUCCUGCAAUAUAUUUGUCAGUUGCCAAUUUUUUUUGUGUAAGGUUGAUGGAGUCAUACAUCUGGCAGUGAGCAUCUGGGGAGACUGCAGCUCUGCAGCUCCUAUGGACGAGCCACCACUAGUCAUACUGCUGACAUGGAUAAUUUGGUCAAUUUCAGGACUGGAAGUAUCUUGAAAUAUUAAAAUUUUGACAAUUUUCUUGAGGAAGGGAAAGUCCCCCAUUUCCCCCUCAUCUUUUUUUUGUGUAUUUUUUUACUAAUUCUGCUUUGGUUAUUGGGAUGACGUAAACCAUGACAAUCCUGGUUAUUUUUUGUUAUAAAAAAUGGGGUAAAACUUUGAUUUUGUUUGUGGUGAUUGAUUCAAAGUAGAGUGAAGGUGUAAUAUACUAGAGGCGUGAGGAUAUGAAUAAUGAACAGAAGAUAGGUUACUUUAGUUGCUGUAAUGCAUACUGUGUUUAUUUUUUGUUUUCAAAUUGGAAUUUGUUGUUUUUUCUGUAAAAUUAAUUACUAACCAUUGUGCACAUUUGCUGGAGCUAAAAAGCUAAGAAUUUGUUCAAAAUGAGCAAUGGAAUUGGCCUAAUAUUGGACACAAAGUGGGUAAAAUUGCCGAUGCAUAAAUUAUGUUCAGAUUGCCAACUUGAGCCUCUGAAAUUCCAUAAUUCAGCAUCAUAUUUCAUGUUUUUGUCAUUACCUUAAGAAAAAAAAACUAUCAUUCUAAAGGAUUUUUUUUUUUUCAUGGAAAGAUCCUGAUGCUGUCAGCACUUUUAAUUUUGGGGGUCCUGAUAGUGAAAGUGUUAAGUUAUUGCUCAUUAUGUCUAAACUACUUGAAAAAGAAUGUGUUCAACCAACACACAUUACAGUUGAUGCAGAAGACAAACUAUAUCAAUAUUCACAUUCCUCACAAAAAUCUCAGUGUGUAUCUUUGAUAACAGUUAAUGAAGGCAAAAAAACAGUUCAAUGUUUAUUGUGUUUGAAAGAAUUUUCUGAAAAAAAAUUUUUAAUAACACACAUAAAAAUUCAUACCAGAGAGAAACAGUAUCAGUGUUCAGAGUGUCUAAAAGAGUUUACCAGUAAAUCUAGUUUAGUAAAACACUUGAGAAUUCAUUCUGGAGUGAAACCACAUCGGUGUUCAGAGUGUCUAGAACAGUUUUCAGAAAAAUCUAGUUUAGUAAAACACAUGAGAAUUCAUAUCAGAGAGAAACCACAUCAAUGUUCAGAGUGUCUAAAAGAGUUUUCCAUGAAAUCUCAUUUAGUAGAACACAUGAGAAUUCAUACUGGAGAGAAACCAUAUCAAUGUUCAAAGUGUCUUAAAGAGUUUUCACAAAAAUCUAAUUUAGCACAACACAUGAGAGUUCAUUCUGGAGAGAAACCAUAUCCAUGUUCAGAGUGUCUAAAAGAGUUUACCAGUAAAUCUAGUUUAGUAAAACACAUGAGAAUUCAUACUGGAGAGAAACCUUAUCAAUGUUCAGAGUGUUUAAAAGAGUUUUCCAUGAAAUCUUAUAUAAUAGAACACAUGAGAAUUCACACAGGAGAGAAACCACAUCAAUGUUCAGAGUGUCUAAAAGAGUUUUCCAUGAAAUCUCAUUUAGUAGAACACAUGAGAAUUCAUACUGGAGAGAAACCAUAUCAAUGUUCAGAGUGUCUAAAAAAUUUAGCUAGAAAAUCAAGUUUAGUAAAACACAUGAGAAUUCAUACAGGAGAAAAACCAUAUCAGUGUUCAGAGUGUCUUAAAAAUUUUUCUAGAAAAUCUAGUUAG